Molecule: messenger RNA, 757 nt
Organism: Eucalyptus grandis
Lineage: Eukaryota; Viridiplantae; Streptophyta; Magnoliopsida; Myrtales; Myrtaceae
Product: protein BRICK 1
Exons: 2
Coding region: 189-446 (85 amino acids)
Biological process (GO): regulation of actin polymerization or depolymerization; cell motility; actin filament organization
Cellular component (GO): SCAR complex
Molecular function (GO): protein-containing complex binding
Source: RefSeq, a predicted model, not a curated record
GUCUUCUCUGCUCUGCCCGAAUCAGCUUCGUGAGUCGUAAAAUCGAAGGAAGAACAUCAUCCCCUCGCCCGUUUCGUCCCUCCAUCCUCAACCUCCGUCGCCAUCUCUCUCGCUCCCGCCGAAUCUUCCCGCCCAGCCUCUCUCUCCUCCUCCUCCUCCGCCUCCGAUCGCGAUUCCCCGGAGCACCGAUGGCGAGAGCGGGAGGCAUAACGAACGCGGUGAACGUGGGCAUCGCGGUGCAAGCCGACUGGGAGAACCGUGAGUUCAUCUCCCACAUCUCCCUCAACGUCCGCCGCCUCUUCGAUUUCCUCGUCCAAUUCGAGGCCACCACCAAGAGUAAGUUGGCAUCGUUGAAUGAGAAGCUCGAUCUCUUGGAGCAUCGUCUUGAGCUGCUCGAAGUCCAAGUGGGUACUGCAUCGGCGAAUCCAGCCCUUUUUAACACUUGAGAAGCUUAUCUGAUGGCAUCUUGUGAGCUCUCUGUUGUCUGCAAAUUCGUGGGUCUUGUGUCCCACUCCGAACAGUAGUGGACUGGCUUGGUGCUUUUAGUUUGAUAUACAAGUUGAUGGGUGUAAAAAGUUGUUACUGGGGAUUGUAGCUCAUUGGUAGGAAGCAAUUGUGGAGGACUACUGUAAAAUCAUUUGUAAUGUUCUGGUUUAUUAAGCAACUCUAUGAUAUGUUGUUUUGUGAGACUUGCUUCUCUCUGUCUGAACAGUAUUCAUCAUUUGUAUGAUCCGUUCUCAUUGAUAUCUUUUUCCUC